CAUACCAUGGCGUACCUGAGUAACUUCAUGCUUCAACAUCUUUGGGAAAUAUAUAUCUGUCUGGUUCUUUUAUACAAAGGACAUGCAUCAAGAUCACAAGAUGCCUCCCCGAUUCUACAAACUCUGGUACACCCUGGUUACAUACAUCUAGAUUGGUCAUCAAUGGAAGAUGUGGACGGCAAUUCAAGUGUUCCCGAGUAUCUCGUGUAUUACCAAAUCAUGGGUAUUACGUCACAUUCUGUCAUCCAAUUGGAAAGUGGAAAAACUGAUACAAAUAUUUCUACGUCAUCGUAUCCCGGCAUGCUCUUCCUCGUUAGGCUUUAUAAGGACGAUCAUAACCUGGUUACCAGAUUUGUUCGCUCAGCAUGUGGACGUAGUGAGUUUAUAAAAGACGGCAAAGUGUCCUAUCUGACGUCUCCACAUUACCCAGAAAAUUAUCAGUCAAUGACGAUAUGCAAAUGGACGUAUACGUGCUCUGCCGGCACGUGGUUCAAAGUUACACAAAAUAAACUUAUACUACCAAGUGAUUCGUGUCAAACAUAUAUAAACAUAACGGGUCAGCCAAUAUUGUGUACAACGUCAUCAACCGCACGAAAUGUGUUCUACGUCACAGCAAAUGUCACCUCUGUGAAGUUCGUCGGUAGAUCUACAGGUGCAAUUUUCAACUUCACUUUUGAAGCUAUACCAUCACUUACGCCCCCUGCUAACUUCUCAACACAGAAUAUUGAUGACGUCAUCCGCGUUUCGUGGACGAAUGAAAAUCCAAGCGCGCCAAAUCUGUUAUACAUAGUGACGUAUAAUAUAAUACCGUCUCUAGUUGAAACAGAAAGUCACGUGACUUCAAACAAGUCCAAGUAUGACAUUGAUGUGAAAGGUCACAGAGGUCAACUCUUCAACAUCUCGCUGUGUCUAGGCAUGCCUCAUUGGAAAAGUAACAGAACAAUAGCCGUGAUCAUCCGAUCAGAAUGUAAUGAGUCAUUUCUCAUAAAUGAUGGACAAUCAAUAACACUGAGAUCGCCCAAUUUCCCUCGGGACAUCGAAAGAUACUCGCUCUGUACCUGGAGUAUCUCUACAUCACCACAGUCCUAUCUGAGGAUAUCAUAUUUGGAUCCUGUUGGAUCAUAUGACAUGCACUUGUCCUGGAAAAUUAUUUCCGUGAUCAAUCGCAAUGAGAGCAUCACACAUGUACUCGGCGAUAGGAGGCCACUUGUGAUGAAAAGCAAUUCUAUAAAGUUGCAAUUACGUACGGACAGUCAGCGAUACUCUGGAUUAAGGAUGAUGGUGAAAUCUGUCGCUCCUCCAACCUCAUCACCGACGAAUGUACACGUCCAUUUGACGGGAAGCGACAUAUUUAUUACUUGGGAGGCACCUCCACGUGAAGAUGACAUCAUCGAGUACGUAAUACUGUAUGACGUCAUACCUGAUGUUGAAGGUCAGGAGGUCAGAGUGAACGCUUCAUCCACUCAGCAUUUAUUAAGUAUUCGAGGCUACGAAGGAAGAUUGAUCACAAUCAGUAUCAUGGCUGUUACGGAAGACGGUCGGAGUAAUACUUCUAAACCAGUGUACGUCCGAACAUAUUGCGGUGGGAAUAGAACACUACAUCAUCGGGACACAAUGCUAGUUAUCUCCCCUAGAAAUGGUCAGAAUAUUUAUCCGCCAGAUGUCGUAUGCAAAUGGAUAAUAUCAACUAUGGAACUGUAUUGGCUCAAAAUGAGCAUUGAAAGUUUUAAAUUGGAAAACUCAACCGGUUGUGAGUCGGACUUUUUGGAGAUCGAUGGAUUUCGUCAUUGCGGAUCAAAUAUACAAAAUACAUUAUUAUACAAGAAAAAAUAUAUUGUGAUUGUGUUCGCUUCUAACGGGCACAUACAGGACAACGGGUUCAUAUUUUCUGUCAAAGCUGUUGCACCUGCUCCAGAAAUCCCAGAACGUCUUCGGGUUACAUCUUCAACAUAUGGCAUCAUUGUUAGAUGGACUGCGCCAAACCGGAACCCUGCUUACGUCACCGGAUACAGAAUUAGCUAUCGGCAUCAGAACUCCAGUAGGAUUCAAGGCAUCAUAACAUCGAAUUCAAGUGAUAGCGUAGUGACAAAUGACAAAGACUGGGAUAACGUUAUUUUGAAUAGUGAUGAUUUUGUCUACGUCAUCAAUACACGUCAUCGCCCUGGAGUGACGUUCGAGGUUUGGAUGGAAAGUCUGGGUGAAGCUGUCGAUAGCAAUUCCACAAAGGUUGUCACGACACGUGCAUAUUGUGGUGGAACCAUUGAAUUUGACAAUAGAACACAAUAUAUAUCGUCUAUAAAUUACCCUAGUAUGGACAACGACGACAUCUAUUGUUUUUACCACGUGAUAAGUAACAAUAACAUAAGACUCGCCUUCAUUGACCUGAGCUUUCAAAAUAAUGGCAUUACCACAUCAUGUUUCCAUGGUUACCUUUUGGUUGAUGGAGUUGAUAGAAGUUGUCAAUCAAACACGAGCUCCGCCCACACGUCUUUUCUACGGACACGACUUUGACAUUAGAGUAUCAGAGCAGUUCCUGGAGGAUCAAGGUUCCUAAUGGAGUUAACGCUAUCCGGAAGAGAGGAGAAAGGUUUUGGUUAUUCUUUUACUGCCAACUGCAGUCGUAAUACUGUACCUCACGCGAUCAUAUUAAUAGUCUGUGUAUACUUUAUACGUUUGAACAUCCAAGGGCUCUGAAGUUUUAGGGGCCGCGGUGGCCGAGUGGUUAAAGUGUCCCGACACUUUAACACUAGCCCUCCACCUCUGUGUUGCGAGUUCGAAACCUACG
Messenger RNA from Pecten maximus, 2785 nucleotides. RefSeq lists its product as uncharacterized. The record is from RefSeq and is a predicted model, not a curated record. The coding region runs from base 7 to 2511 and encodes 834 amino acids. Lineage: Eukaryota; Metazoa; Mollusca; Bivalvia; Pectinida; Pectinidae. The transcript has 9 exons. Gene Ontology annotation, molecular function: protein binding.